AUGAAGUUUGUUGCGACUGACCGCGUAUUAUUCUUCUCAGCAAUUAUCUGCACGUGCCUUACCUUUCCAACCAUUCCACAGCGGACCGAAGCAGUGUCAAGCAGACUUGUCAAGAGAUAUGCCAAACGAAGCAAUGCAUCCGAUAUGGCGGAGAUGAUGCUGGAGUAUGGCGAUGUGAAUUAUGAUGGACUCCUGACGCAAUCAGAAGUACUCUUGUUUUUCAAAAAUAGUCUCGAAUUCCCCGACGAGGAAGCCAACCAGGUUUCAUCGAAAAUGAUUGAAUUGGGGGAUCUCAGUGGGGAUGAAAAACUUGAUUUUCUGGAAGCGGCGAUAGCCAUCAUGAUUAUAUCCGACACAUGGGAGAGUGCACUGAUGUGACGUCAUAUCAGCAAUGACGUCAUAUAUUUGUGACGUGAGAUAAGAAGGGUGACAUGUUGAUGGAUGGACCAUGAGAAGCCUAUAAAAACCUCUGUUGCUCAAAAAGAACAAUUUCGACGUAUUUUUUUAAUCCCACAUUAACUAUCAACCAAGUUGUGGACUUACAAACAAGUAUAAUACAUUUAUAAUUGUCCGUCCUUUAUGUUCAGUGAAUAUUUUCUUAAAACCCAAACUUACUUAUGCUGGGAACAUAUUUCAAUCAUUUAAAAUCAUUUAAUGGGAACAGGUAAUAAACCAUGAAGAAUAAUACACAAGUGACUUUACUUAUUAAAAAUAUUAAAGUCUGAAAGUAUUGUGUUUGCUGGAAACAAUUUGCAGCUAAUAUUUCUUUUUAU
Molecule: messenger RNA, 773 nt
Organism: Ylistrum balloti
Lineage: Eukaryota; Metazoa; Mollusca; Bivalvia; Pectinida; Pectinidae
Exons: 3
Coding region: 1-378 (125 amino acids)
Source: RefSeq, a predicted model, not a curated record